GUGGCUGUGCUAACUAGUGGUGACCAAGGGGGAGUGGAUGCGUAUCUACGGUGGUUGUUCAUUCUGCUGUUUAUUCAUUUUCUGAGGACCCAUAUUCCUUUGCCUAUCCUUGAUUUGGAUACAACCGACAAUAGGACACUACCUGGUUGCAGCGUGUGCAUUUAGCCUCAAUUGCAAGAAAGGGUCGUUUUGUGGCUGGGCCAUAGAGAUGACCAGGCUGUGACGGUUGGGUUCUCUCUGUGUCUGUGGACCAACCCUGGCAUGGCUACUGCUAGGAAGAGCUCCUCAGCGAAGGCGGGAGGUGUUGGUUUCUCAGAAGAGCCAGCCACCGCUGCCGCCGGCACUCCGUCCCAUGUCCACUUUGAUGAGAAGCUCCACGACUCUGUCGUCAUGGUGAUCCCUCAGCCUGACGGGAACUUUAUGGUCAAGGUUGGUUUCCUGAAGACCCAGCACAAGUAUGAGAUUGUCUUCACCCUCCCGGAGGUUCCAUCACUGGGGAAGGACGCGUCUCCAGCUCCAGUACCCAACCCCCAUAUCCGCAUCACCGAUAUCACUCCUGUACCAGAGGGUGGUCUGAGAGUGACAUGUGAGUACAUGGCCCACCAAGAGGGAGUGCUGUGUGAGGAGGUGAUGCUGGUCAGUGAGAGCCAGGAGGACGUCUGCGUGGGGGUCAAGGUGCACGCCCGUGUCAUGGACCGUCACCAUGGUACACCCAUGUUGUUGGAAGGAGUGCGUUGUGUGGGAGUGGAGCUGGAGUAUGACUCUGAACAGAGUGACUGGCAAGGAUUUGACUAAACCAGACCAUGUGACACACACACACACACACAAAUGACCAUGCCACAUGUAUUCAAAUUCAACAUCCACUGUACUUCAAACGAUCCCUAACCAUUUCAAGAUGUUAUGGUCCUAAAGGAGGAUUCAAUUAUGAAAUGGAUAGAAGUUAUUUUAAGUAGUAGUCUGGGUUUUUAAUUUUACAUUCAGGCCGUACUUGGUCGCUAAAAGCUGAAUUGCAGCACACAACGCAUACAAGUAAACAAAUAAAAUCUUACCUUGCUUUAAAAGUAAAACAAACAAGCAUGAAAACUUUUUAUUUUUUAAAGCAAGUCCAAUGUGAUCCGAUCACUAUUGAGCUUCCCUCAACUGUACUGAACAAAAAUAUAUACAUAACAUUUAACAAUUUCAGUUAUAGUUCAUAUAAGGAAAUCAAUCAAUGUAAA
Salvelinus sp. IW2-2015 is the source of this 1217-nucleotide messenger RNA. Its product is annotated as adipose-secreted signaling protein. NCBI's taxonomy places the organism in Eukaryota, Metazoa, Chordata, Actinopteri, Salmoniformes, Salmonidae. The record is from RefSeq and is a predicted model, not a curated record.